AUGAGAGUAUGGAAGCAACGGUUAUUAAAAUAUCCUAAAAUAGUAUCAUGCCAUGAGUCUAGAAAAGGGGAUAAUCUGGGACUCCUCGAUCCAAGGACGGUGGCAGAAAAUUCCACAUUUUUUAUCGAAACUUCUUGCUUGGGGGAUUUAUCAUCCCGCUACGCGUGUGCUGUGGAAUCCGCUGCAAAAGCCAACCCGGACAGACAAAUAUAUGUGUUAUUUUCAUCACCUGUCCCAAGAGCCGCAUUGGAAGAGAAAGCCAUAAUAAAUGUUCUGGAUGAAUCCUACAACAACAUAAAGUUUGCGCGGGUUCUGAUCAAAGAUUUGGUCAAAGAGACGCCUUUGCAGAGCUAUGUCUACAGAUUGGACAAGAAAGAUUUGGACGAACGUGUUCCUCGCAUUCUAAAGUUCUUGACGUUGUACAAAUUUGGUGGCAUUUACUUAAGUUUCGACGUUAUUGUGGCGAAACAAUUUGACCUUUGCGAUAGCUGGUUUGUGAAAGAUACCCCGAAGACAUUUUCAUCGGACAUGUUUGCAUUUUCAAGAAAUAAAGUUGGCAAGAAGCUAGCUGAUACUGCUCUGAGGUACUUAUUUAUCAAAGACUAG
This is a messenger RNA of Spodoptera exigua (beet armyworm), 606 nucleotides long. The record is from the annotation of a GenBank genome assembly. Lineage: Eukaryota; Metazoa; Arthropoda; Insecta; Lepidoptera; Noctuidae.